AUGGCGUCCUUCAACCCGAAUAUGCCUGUCCGGGGCAAUCCCUUCCUCGACAUCCCCUCCGAUAUAGACGCUCACCCUUUCCGCUUAGUAUGGGAGGAUGUCUGCUCUGUUUUCGGCGUUAUCCUCGACCUCGUCGAAUGCCUCAUCCAGCGUAAUCUCGACUUCAAAACAGCUGAUAUCCGACAAGGACGCGCCCAGCUGCGUGCUGCGCUCGCCGCGUCCACCACGAGGAAAGUCGUGCUCAUCGUCCACUCGCAAGGCGGGAUUGUGGCGUCGUCGAUUAUUGACUGGUUGUAUGGCGAGCUAAGCGAAUCCCAAAUGCAGAAAUUAGAGAUAUACACCUUCGGUAACGCAGCGAGACAGUUCCGCAAUCCGCCUCUGCACGAGCGGCAGGACAACAAUCCGGCCGGAAACACGCCCCGGAGACAGAUCCAAGGGGCACGAGCAAUCCGGCAUAUCGAACACUACGCAAACACGCGGGACUUCGUGGCUAAUAUCGGGGUGCUGCAGUUCGCAGCGCCUGCGGGCGCAUAUUCAAAUGCGAGUGUGUUUUCUGGGACCGUCUUUGUGCGAGAGGGGUCGGGGCAUUUGUUUAAUAUGCAUUAUUUGGAUCCGAUGUUUGGGGAGGACAGUGCCUUUAUGGAGUGGACGGUCGAUGUGCGGCCUGGCGAGGGACCGGGUAAAACUGUUUCCAUGCGAAUCAGGGAAUUGUCCAGGCUGUACAAGUAUAAGAAUGGGGAGAGUCCGGAAGAUCAGGAAGCCAGGUGA
Molecule: messenger RNA, 768 nt
Organism: Aspergillus novofumigatus IBT 16806
Lineage: Eukaryota; Fungi; Ascomycota; Eurotiomycetes; Eurotiales; Aspergillaceae
Exons: 2
Coding region: 1-768 (255 amino acids)
Source: RefSeq, a predicted model, not a curated record